Molecule: messenger RNA, 1964 nt
Organism: Sarcophilus harrisii (Tasmanian devil)
Lineage: Eukaryota; Metazoa; Chordata; Mammalia; Dasyuromorphia; Dasyuridae
Gene: ICAM1
Product: intercellular adhesion molecule 1
Exons: 6
Coding region: 121-1512 (463 amino acids)
Biological process (GO): cell-cell adhesion
Cellular component (GO): membrane
Molecular function (GO): integrin binding
Source: RefSeq, a predicted model, not a curated record
CCCCUCCCUCUCCAGUCCAGCCCCUAAUCACCAAGGGAGAUCAUAAAAGGAGCCCCGCAUUUCGACUUCGCAUUCAGCCCUCCCCGCAGACUCCGGCUCGUGCCCGACUCCUGCGCCAACAUGAGACUCCUCAGGCCCCUUCCCGCUCUUGCUGCGCUCUUGCUCCUGUCCCUACUCUCAUCUUCAGGAGACCAGGUGAACCUCCCCCAGACUCAGGUCUGGGUGGAUCCCCCAAACCCCGUGAUCCUCUUGGGGACUAAAGUAAUUGUGAACUGCAGCACCGACUGCGCCGAUCCCCUUGAUAUCGGCCUGGAGACUAGGCUGGCGAGGAACGUGGAGAGCUCGGGGACCAGCUGGAAAGCCUUCAGCUUGAGUAACGUGACCCAAGAUAACAGUCCGCUGUGCUUUGUUAACUGUCCCGGAAAGCGCCAGGGCAGCGCCAGGGCGAACAUCAUGGUUUACGAGCUGCCAAGGAGGCUGGAGCUGAGUCUGGAGCCUUCUCAGGAGCACUCUUCUCCCCCGAUCCCCGUGGGCCAGAACAUCAUCUUAACCUGCCGCCUGGCAGGUGGGAGACCUCGGCAGCGCCUGACGGUGGCGCUGCUUCAGGGGACCCAGAAGAUAAGCAGACAGUCGGCCCCUGAAAGUACCCUCGAUACAGUCGUUUUUGAGUUCCCCAUGACGGCCAGUAGGCAGGAUGACGACACCAGCUUCUCCUGCCACGCUGAGCUGGACCUUCAGGCACGGGGGUUGGAGCUUUAUGAGAGCAGCUCAGCCCCCCUGAAGCUCUACACUUAUGACAUAGCACCAGAGCCCCCGAACCUUAUGGCCUCCCAGGUCCUGGAAGUUAGGACCAAGAAGCAGGUGAGCUGUGAUAUGCACAAUCUGUUCCCAGUGGAGAGAGCUCAAAUACAACUGUCCUGGGGAGGGCAGAUCCUGACUCAAAACAGCACCACCCGACAAGGCAACCUGCUGAAGGCCACAGCCACAAUCACAGCCCAGGAGGAGGGUGAUCGAGAGCUGACCUGCAGGGUGACAUUGGAAAAUGAAAUCAGGCAGAUAUCAGAAAAUGUGACAGUCUACUACUUAUCGGAGCCCACUUUUACGGUCAGUGAUCCCAUCGAGAAGGGAAGCCUGGUGAACUUGACCUGCCACGCCAAACCACCGGCCAGGGCCGUGAUUGAGGGAGCUCCAUCUAAUGAAACUGAUAGGCUAUCCCUGAUAGUCCAGGAGAAAGACAACGGGCGCUUGUUCACCUGCUCCGCCGUCCUGGAACUGCGAGGAGAGACAGUCACCAAGAAUAGAACCCUGAAAAUAAACUUCUCAGUCCAGGAAGAAAUGGACCUGACUCCAAUUCUCAUCGGCGUACUGGUCAGCGUGGUGGCUGUGAGUCUUCUGAGCUUCGUGGGAUACAUCUAUUACCGGCAGCGGCGAAUUAGGAGUUAUGAACUGAAGAAGGCACAGGAGGCGAGAGCCAUGCAGCUGAUUAAGCCAGAGGCCAAACUCUGCCCCUAGAGGGGGGUCCCACCCUUCCCUGCACAAGCACUUUUUUGGAGAGCCCCAGGACUGGCCCCCAAAAGCCUGAAGCCAGGGCCGGGAAGCCGCCUGAGCUCUUCCUGGCUGUCAGCACAGCGCGAGAACUUACUCACCUCUGUCCUUGAGGGAGCUGUGGUCCCUUUGGAGCCACAUAAUCAGGCUGAGGGGAUGGGGAGCCGAGGUGAUGAGAAUUGUGGGGCUGAAAAGAACGUGGCUGACUACUGACCUCUGGGACCCAGGGACCUGGGAGCAUCAGAAGGCUCCUGUGGAGCCCUGGGCCUUGCCAGCACAGACAGGUAAACACUAGCUGAGGGCUGCCUCAGCAUUGGAGCUGGAAAGAGGGGAAAAGGUAGAGUAAGGCGGAGAUAGAUGGGUGUUCCGGCCCAUAGCUUGUGGUCUUUUCUACUCCUCCCAAUAAAACUUGACCAAUG